Messenger RNA from Drosophila persimilis, 3859 nucleotides. It is a transcript of the gene Nadsyn, whose product is annotated as probable glutamine-dependent NAD(+) synthetase. The record is from RefSeq and is a predicted model, not a curated record. The coding region runs from base 538 to 2907 and encodes 789 amino acids. Gene Ontology annotation, biological process: NAD+ biosynthetic process. Gene Ontology annotation, cellular component: cytoplasm. Gene Ontology annotation, molecular function: NAD+ synthase (glutamine-hydrolyzing) activity; ATP binding; glutaminase activity. Lineage: Eukaryota; Metazoa; Arthropoda; Insecta; Diptera; Drosophilidae. The transcript is spliced from 6 exons.
AUCAGAGUUAAUGAAAUAUAACGACUUCAGCUUGAAUUGUGCACAAGUUUGAGCGGGUUGUGGUUCGGUGCUAAGUGAUUGCAGCAGUGUGUGUGUGAGUUUGUGUGUGGCCAAAGAAGGACAAUAAAAACGGAAACGCAAAGGCCGGAACGAGAAGAGGAAACGCAGGAAAGAAGGUGCACAGAUUCCAAAACAAAACAACGAUUCACAACGAAACUUUUGAGGAAGGAAAGACCAUUGGAUAGACCAUUGAAGAGUACUACUCCACCCCCGCCCCCAAUAAUGGCCAUGUAGUACAGCCAACAGACCAGUAACAAACAAACAACUAACACCGAGGUGCCCUUAGACAAUCGAAUUCGUACAACAAACCAAGCAACAAGCAACAACUCAAUUUAUAACCAAUUGAAAUUGAUAACUGCCGAUUUUUUUGAACUGACAAUAAAAGAAACCUAAGCGCAAAAAGGAGCAAUAAGAGCCAACAGCGAAACAAUCAGGAGAACACACAAAACUUAAUACAAAAUACAAAUACAAAUAAAAAUGGGACGCAAAAUAACCGUGGCAGUGUCCACACUGAAUCAAUGGGCCUUGGACUUUGAGGGCAAUUUGGCAAGGAUACUGCAAUCCAUAUUGGAGGCCAAGGAUAUGGGCGCUAGCUAUCGCACUGGACCCGAGCUGGAGGUUAGCGGCUACAGCUGCGAGGAUCACUUUCGAGAGCCGGACACGUAUCUGCACUCAUGGGAGGUGCUGCUGGAGAUCAUGAUGUCACCCAUUUGCGAAAACAUGCUGGUGGAUGUGGGUAUGCCGGUGAUGCAUCGCAAUGUGGCCUACAACUGUCGCGUGGCCUUCUUCAAUCGCCAGCUGCUGCUGAUCCGGCCCAAAAUGGCCAUGUGCGACGAUGGCAACUAUCGGGAGUCACGAUGGUUCACGGCCUGGACCAAGUCGAUGCAGACGGAGGAGUUCCUGCUGCCGCGCAUGAUAUCGCAGCAUACGGGUCAGCAGACGGUGCCGUUCGGCGAUGCAGUGAUCGCCACGCGUGACACCUGCCUUGGCUAUGAGAUCUGCGAGGAGCUGUGGAACGUACGGAGCAAGCACAUCGAAAUGUCGCUGGCCGGCGUGGAGGUGAUUGUCAAUGGAUCCGGGAGCUACAUGGAGCUGCGCAAGGCCCACAUCACCUCGGAUCUUAUACGGAAUGCCAGCUUCAAGGCGGGUGGGGCCUAUCUGUUCAGCAACCUGCGUGGAUGCGACGGCCAGAGGGUGUACUUUAAUGGCUGUUCGGCGAUUGCCCUGAAUGGAGAGCUCCUCGCCAGGGGCCAGCAGUUCGCCCUGCAGGACGUGGAGGUUACCCUGGCCACGAUUGACCUGGAGGAGAUACGGGCGUAUCGAGUGAGCCUGCGCUCGCGUUGCACAGCAGCUGCCAGUGCGGCCAACUAUCCACGGAUCCACUGCGACUUUGAGAUGUCCACGCACAGUGACAUCUUCAAGACAUCAACGCCGCCGCUGCACUGGCCCAGCCACACGCCCGAGGAGGAGAUCGCCUUGGGUCCGGCCUGCUGGCUCUGGGACUAUCUGCGUCGCUCCGGACAGGGCGGGUUCUUUCUGCCCCUCAGCGGAGGCAUCGACUCGAGCAGCUCGGCCACCAUUGUGCACUCCAUGUGCCGCCAGAUCGUUCAGGCCGUGCAGCUGGGCGAUGCCCAGGUGUUGCAUGACAUCCGGAAGAUCCUAGCCGACACGGAGUAUACGCCCGACAAUGCGGCCACGCUGUGCAACCGCCUGCUGGUCACCUGCUACAUGGGCAGCGUCAAUAGCAGCAAGGAGACUCGACGACGGGCCGCGCAGCUGGCGAACCAGCUCGGUAGCUAUCACAUCGAGAUCAGCAUCGACCUGGCGGUGAAUGCCCUGCUGGGCAUCUUCAAUGCCGUCACCGGACUGACGCCUCGCUUCCGAACCCAGGGCGGCUGUGCCCGCCAGAAUUUGGCCCUGCAGAACAUCCAAUCACGCCUGCGCAUGGUCCUGGCGUACAUUUUCGCCCAGCUUAUGCUGUGGGUGAGGAAUCGACCGGGUGGACUGCUUGUCCUGGGCUCGGCGAAUGUGGAUGAAUCGCUGCGGGGAUAUCUGACAAAGUAUGACUGCUCUUCGGCGGACAUUAAUCCCAUUGGCGGGAUAUCCAAGACGGAUCUGCGGCGAUUUCUGAUCUACGCCAAAGAGAAGUACAAUCUGCCCGUUCUGGAGUCUAUUAUCGAGGCACCACCCACCGCUGAGCUGGAGCCGCUGCAGGAGAACGGGGAACUGCAGCAGACCGAUGAGCAAGACAUGGGCAUGACCUAUGAUGAGCUGAGCGAGUAUGGGCGCCUGCGCAAGCAGUCCUUCUGUGGGCCAUACAGCAUGUUCUGCCGUCUGGUGGCCACAUGGAAGGGCGACCUUAGUCCCAAGGAGGUGGCCGACAAGGUGAAGCAUUUCUUUCGCUGCUAUGCCAUCAAUCGGCACAAGAUGACGGUGCUGACGCCAUCGGUGCACGCCGAGAGCUACAGUCCCGACGAUAAUCGCUUCGAUCAUCGGCCGUUCCUUUAUCGGCCCAACUGGAGCUGGCAGUUCAAGGCCAUUGACGAUGAGGUGGACAAGCUGCAGCCCAUCUAUACGCCAUCAUCGAUGCGACCCAGCAGCGAGGAUCUGCUGCUGUCCACGCAGCGUUCCUCGCGCCUCGAUGACUCGAAGCACUCGUCGCCGCUCUCGUCGGCCUCGGGCUCUGCCUCCCUGGAUGUGGGCAUUUCGACGGCGGCCGUGCCCCUGGCAGCUGCUGCCGCUGCCGCCGCUGCUGCACCCGGCCUGGCCAAAAAGCCCAGCGGCUACUCCAAGGUGCACGUGAAUGUCCUAGGAAAGAUCAAGGACCGCACUGGAAUACCUGUCUAGGCAUAAGAAUCGAUAAAACGCACUGUUGGAAUUCUUGUUUGUUUUUUUUUUAUACAUAUACAUAUAUAUACACAAGGAUUAUAUGUAGGACUAGCCAUAGCCUCCGCCUAUUCCGAAAUUUAAAUCUUGUUCAGAUCUUUAUAGAAAAAAUCGUACUCUAAAGCCUUUGUAGCAUCAUUUUUCCAGUUGGCCUUAUCUUAAACAAAAAAUGACUUAUUCCUAAUUAUAUAUACAUACAUACAUAUAUGCCCAAUGCUAAGAAAACUAGUCAACGCCAAAACAAACAAAAAAAACUUGCCCUCAGACCCACUUUUUCUGAUAGAUGUUUUAUUGCGGUUUUUUUUUAUCAAAAUUUUCAAAUUAAAAGCUCAGCAAAGUAAGAAUAAAUUAGGAUAUUUUUGUUGUGUUUUUUAUUGGCUCUCGGCACUAGUAUUGGUCGUCGUUUAAGGUAUUUUUUUUUUUAUAAAUAUCUAUGGAUAAACGGCUAAGCUGCAUUCGUUCUUAAAAACCUCCCAAAAGUGGAAUGAAAAACGCAAAACAAUUUCUUUUUAAUUACUCAAAAUAAAAUCCUAACUUGUUAAUAAACGUUAGAGACCGAAGUCUAUCAGAAAAUGUCGGUUUAAUGCCAGAAAAAAACACCAAGACGGAUUUUGUUGACUAGUUUUGAAACGGAGCAAAAUUUGUACAAUCUUUUGUCAUCGACUAUUAGCCCAUCUGUAGUCCUCACCCCGUGACCCCCGUUUCAUGUGUGAUUUUUGAUAGCAGUUUUUUAUUUAAGCACUUUUUUGGGGCUUUAAAACAAAUCAAAUUUUAAGUUGCUCGCUUGUGUACAGUGCGUUUCAGAGCCAUAAGUGCUAAGAAUUUGUAGGAAUUGAUGUAGGUUAAUUUUAAUAUUGAAAAAAAUACAGAAUCGAAGCAUAACUUAUUCGCAAAAUGCACUCUAAAUGAAGAA